Microthlaspi erraticum is the source of this 222-nucleotide messenger RNA. The record is from the annotation of a GenBank genome assembly. NCBI's taxonomy places the organism in Eukaryota, Viridiplantae, Streptophyta, Magnoliopsida, Brassicales, Brassicaceae.
AUGACGCGCUCAAGGACCAGAAGCUUGCGGGAGAAGUUCAACCUUUCUGUGGAGAACAUUCUAGGCUCAUCAGAACAAGACCUUACCGAGAUAAGGCACCAAGCUGGAUGGAGAGCUGGUGAAGUGGAUGUUGUUAGAGUCGCAAAGAAGCUUGUGAUGAUUGUGAAGAACACAAGAAGAGAAGAGAAGGCGAUCCACAACUAUCAAGAAGAGAUUAAAUAA